Messenger RNA from Sciurus carolinensis (gray squirrel), 1855 nucleotides. It is a transcript of the gene Wdr54, whose product is annotated as WD repeat domain 54. The record is from RefSeq and is a predicted model, not a curated record. NCBI's taxonomy places the organism in Eukaryota, Metazoa, Chordata, Mammalia, Rodentia, Sciuridae. Gene Ontology annotation, molecular function: protein binding. The coding region runs from base 193 to 1197 and encodes 334 amino acids. The transcript is spliced from 10 exons. Gene Ontology annotation, biological process: cilium-dependent cell motility; cilium assembly; sperm axoneme assembly.
UGGGGCUGCGGGUGUGAUCUAAGACCAGACAGGGGGCUAUAUGGAACCGAGCCGAGAGAGGAAGGGCCGGGAACUUCAUCCCGCCCUUUUGGCUCGGGCACCAGGGGCCACCAGCUCCUGUGUCAUCACUCUUUCCCCUCUGGGAUUGCUCAUCGCCCUGUGACUCAGCCCUGGGACUCCCCUCUCCUGCUGAUGUUCCGCCGGGAGCGCUCCAUCCCCCUUCGAGGCUCGGCCGCCGCCCUGUGCAACAACCUCAGCGUGCUGCAGCUGCCUGCCUGCAACCUCAUGCACUAUGCUGUGGUUCACGGACCAAGCGCCCAGCUUCUCAGCGCUGCCCCUGAAGGUGUGCCAUUGGCCCAGCGCCAGUUUCACGCUAAAGAGGGCGCUGGAGUGAGCCCCCCACUUAUCACUCAGGUCCACUGGUGUGUCCUCCCCUUCCGAGUACUGCUGGUACUCACCUCACAUCGAGGGAUACAGAUGUAUGAAUCUGACGGCUCCAUCAUGGUCUACUGGCAUGCACUGGACUCUGGAGAUACCUCUUCAGUACAGGCUGUGUUUGCUCGAGGAAUUGCUGCCAGUGGCCAUUUCAUCUGUGUGGGAACAUGGACAGGACGGGUGCUGGUGUUUGACAUCCCAGCCAAGGGUCCCAACAUUGUACUGAGUGAGGAGCUGGCUGGACACCAGACACCAGUCACAGAUAUUGCAACAGAGCCUGCCCAGGGACAGGAUAGCGUGGCUGACAUGGUGACAGCUGAUGAUUCAGGCUUAUUGUGUGUCUGGCGGUCAGGGUCUGAAUUCACAUUACUGACCCGCAUUCCAGGAUUCGGGAUCCCAUGCCCCUCUGUGCAGCUGUGGCAGGGGAUCAUAGCAGCAGGCUAUGGGAAUGGCCAAGUACGUCUAUAUGAAGCCACUACAGGAACUCUUCAUGUCCAGAUCAAUGCCCACGCACGGGCCAUCUGUGCCCUGGACCUAGCUCCUGAGGCGGGCAAGCUACUCUCUGCAGCUGAGGACACCUUUGUGCAUAUCUGGAAGCUAAGCAGAAGCCCAGAGAGUGGCUACAUUGAGGUGGAACACUGUCACGGUGAGUGCAUAUCUGACACCCAGGUGUGUGGUGCUCGAUUCUGUGAUCCAACAGGCAGCUCCUUUGCUGUGACUGGCUAUGACCUCGCUGAGAUCCUGAGAUACAGCAGUGUGUGAGAGAAGAGCAGCCUUCCCUUCCCCCUAUGGUAUUUAUAAAGCAUCCCCUCCACCUAGCCCUUGUCUGAUCACUCAGUGUCACAGUCAUACUUUGCAACGGUGAAGGAAGCUCCAGGGAGGAGGGAGUGGGUAGGUCCAGACCAUGCAGAGAGGCAACCUAUCCUCAAGAACCAGGUGAAACCAGGUGCAGGUUUAGGCCUGUAAUUCCAGUGACUCAGGAAGCUGAGGCAGAAAGAUUGCAAGUUUGAGACCAACCUCAGCUACUUAGGGAGACACUGUCUCAAAAUAAAAAAUGAAAAAGGGUGAGGGAUGUGGCUCACUGGUAGAGUGCUCCAAAAAAGAAAAAGAUAAAACCACAUGAAGGCUGCUGUUAAAUAACUUUAAUGGUUGACGUAGGAGUGACAGUGGAAGUGCAUUCCCUCCCAGGACUCUUCAGUGCCAUCUUCAAAGCUGGUUAGUGCAGGGAGGUAGGGCAGGGUUGUUCCAGUUUUCUCCCAGGAAGGGUUUAGGGGGUUCCAGCCAGAGCUGGGAAUGAACCCCUCAGUACCAUUACAGCCACACCUAAGAGGGGCUUCUAUUCCCCCUCCUCUGCCUACCCCCAGUCCAGUAGAGGAAGAGAAGGCCACGCUGGCCAACUUGCUACAGACAGUGCUGUCCU